This is a messenger RNA of Anarrhichthys ocellatus (wolf-eel), 4813 nucleotides long. RefSeq names its product protocadherin 18a (gene pcdh18a). Gene Ontology annotation, biological process: homophilic cell-cell adhesion. Gene Ontology annotation, molecular function: calcium ion binding. Lineage: Eukaryota; Metazoa; Chordata; Actinopteri; Perciformes; Anarhichadidae. The record is from RefSeq and is a predicted model, not a curated record. The transcript is spliced from 4 exons. Gene Ontology annotation, cellular component: plasma membrane. Bases 308 to 3931 code for a protein of 1207 amino acids.
AGCUGAGCAGAGCGCACAGCGUACAGACCAGACGCAGGAAAGAGAGGGAGGAAAGGCGCACAGAUUUCAGUGGCAUUCAGCUGGUUCUCCCACUCUCAAAGGAUGAACAGAUAGCUACAAAUGUGGAUGUGUUUUUAUGGAAAUUAGAACAACUUGAGUCAGCUUCGUUUAACAUUUGUUUGUUUUCGCUCCUCGCUCCGUGGAGAGAGACAUGCAGCUGCUGAUUGAGGGAGCACCGCAUUUAGUCAAUUCAAACUGGGACUGACCUGUGCUGCAGUUUUGUGAUCUGUUUGCGACUUCAGCAAACAUGCAACCAGGGAAAAUGAAAGGACUAUUUCUGUCAACAAUGUGGACAUGUCUGGCUGUUUUGACGCUGACAACACAACACGUCACCGGUAAGACACUGAAAUAUCAGGUUCACGAGGAGCAGAAGGUUGGCACGGUUAUUGCCCGUUUGAGGGACGAUGUUGCAGAUGUUCUUGCUAAACUUCCGAGCUCAGUGUCGCUCCGCUUCAGAGCUAUGCAAAGAGGAAGCUCGUCGUUCCUAGCGGUGCGCGAGCAGGACGGAGAAAUCAGCAUCAGGACAAAGAUUGACCGCGAGAAACUCUGCGAAAAGAAUCUCAACUGUUCUAUUCAAUUCGACGUGCUGACACUCCCCACGGAGCACCUGCAGCUGUUUCACGUUGAGGUGGAGGUGUUAGACAUCAACGACAACGCACCCCAGUUUGCCCGCGCCGUCGUCCCCAUAGAGAUCUCCGAGAGCGCGGCCGUGGGGGCGCGCAUUCCCCUGGACAGCGCCACAGACCCCGAUGUCGGGGAGAACUCGCUCUACACGUAUGCCUUAGAGACCAACAACUUUUUCAAGAUCGACAUCCAGUCUAGGACUGACGGGGCUAAAUAUGCAGAGCUGGUGGUGCUCAGGGAGCUGGACCGGGAGGUGCGCUCCGGUUAUGAACUUCAAUACACAGCCUCUGAUAGGGGCGUUCCCUCAAGAACGGGUUCGACGCUCCUCAAAAUCAGUGUUGCUGACUCAAAUGACAACAGCCCGAUUUUUGACAAGUCAUCAUAUGUCAUUAGUCUCCCAGAAAAUGCACCUGUUGGCACUUUGCUCAUUGACUUAAACGCCACUGACGCGGACGACGGUACUAACGCCAAAAUAAUCUACUCAUUCAGCAGUCAUGUGUCGCCCAAAAUAAUGGAGACGUUCAAGAUUAACCCCGACAGCGGUCGCCUGACCCUCAUAAGGCGGGUGGACUAUGAGACCGUUAACUCGUAUGACAUUGACGUUCAAGCGCAGGACAUGGGUCCGAACUCCAUGCCAGCACACUGCAAGAUCCUGGUCAAAGUGGUAGAUGUGAACGACAAUAAACCAGACAUCAGCAUCAACCUUAUGUCCUCUCAGGGGAAUGGGGAUGCAGCUUACAUAUCCGAGGCCUCUCCUUUGGACACGUUUGUAGCUUUGGUGAGGGUGGAGGACUUGGACUCUGGGUUGAAUGGAGAGGUAGAGUGUAAACUUCAUGGUCAAGGAUAUUUCAAACUGCAGAAGUCCUACGAGAACAACUACAUGAUUUUGACCAAUGUGUCUCUGGACCGUGAGAAGAGGUCAGAGUUCAGUCUGACAGUGGUGGCAGAGGACAGAGGGACCCCCAGUCUCUCUACUGUCAAACAUUUCACUGUACAUGUGACUGAUGAAAAUGACAACCCACCACGUUUUGAGAAAGGCCAAUAUGAGAUCUUCAAAUCAGAGAACAAUGCUCCUGGAGCGUAUCUGACCUCCAUCAUGGCCACUGACCCUGAUCUGGACACCAAUGGACAGGUGAGCUACUCCAUCUUGGAGAACUCCAUUCACGGGAGCUCCAUCUCCACCUACGUCACCAUUGACCCCUCAAACGGGGCCAUAUAUGCACUGCGUACAUUUGAUCGUGAGGAUGUUAGUCGCAUCUCCUUUGUUGUGCAAGCCAAAGAUGCAGGGAAACCACUGCUGCUCAGCAACGCCACAGUUAUUCUGAAUAUUCUGGAUGAGAAUGACAACUCUCCAGUCAUCGUGGUCCCCCAGCUGUGGAACUUCACUGCUGAUGUGCCCGCGUCAAAGUUCACAGAGGCUGGACAGUUAGUAACCGUGGUCAGGGCGACUGAUCACGACACGGGGGUCAACGCUGAGCUCAUUUGCUCUAUUGUCAGUGGUAACGAAGAGGGCUUCUUCAUUAUUGACCCAAGAACGUGUGAAAUCCACGCCAACGCCAGCCUGGAGAACUUCCCUCGUGAGCACGCUGAGUUGACAGUGAUGGUCAGAGAUCAUGGAAGGGAGAGCCUCAGCGCUAAAGCGGCAAUAAAAAUCACCCUCUAUGAGAACAUGGAGAACCACGUCCAGGUGAUGGACCAGGGGGAAUCUUCUGUCGAUACAUCCCUGAUUAUCAUCAUCUCCCUGGCGGCCAUCUGCACCAUGCUCUUGGUCAUCAUGGUGGUGUUUGCCGCUCGCUGUAACCGGGAGAAGAAGGACACAAGACACUCCUACAACUGUCGGGUAGCAGAAUCGACCCACCAGCAUCAUCCCAAGAAGCCCUCGCGCCAAAUCCACAAAGGUGAUAUCACCCUGGUUCCCACGGUGAACGGCACCCUGCCAAUCAGGGCUCACCACCGCUCGCCUUCGGCCACGCCCCCCAUGGACCGAGCCCAGAUGGGGAGCCGGCAGAAUCACCACAGCCGCCAAUCACUAAACAGCCUGGUGACCAUCUCGUCCAAUCACAUCCCAGAGAGCUUUGCACUGGAACUGGCGCAUGCAACUCCACCAGUGGAGCAAGUCUCACAGCUUCUGUCCAUGCUCCAUCAGGGCCAGUACCAGCCCAGACCCAGUUUCCGUGGCAACAAAUACUCCCGCAGCUACAGAUAUGCAUUACAAGACAUGGACAAGUUCAGCCUGAAGGACAGUGGCCGUGGGGACAGCGAGGCAGGAGACAGUGACUGUGACAUGGGUCGGGAAUCCCCCGUGGACAGGCUGCUGCUGGGGGAGGGCUUUUCUGACCUGAUCCACCUCGAAAUGCACCAUCGACUACACCCAGCUAUGAGACUGUGCACGGAUGAAUGUCGUGUCCUGGGACACUCUGACCAGUGCUGGAUGCCCCCCCUCUCCUCGCCGGCUUCCUCUGACUACCGCAACAACAUGUACAUCCCCGGGGAGGAGUCCUCCCAGCAGCCUCCACUCGAAGAUGACCAAUCCUCCGUUGACUCGGAGCGGCGCAAGAGCUUCUCCACUUUUGGCAAGGAGUCUGGGAACGAAGAGGAAGGGCCCGGGGGAGUCGUCGCCGGAGGAGGAAGCAAUGCUUGUGCGGCUGGAGGAGGGGCUGGCUCCCUCCUCACAGAGAUGAACUCUGUGUUCCAGCGGCUCCUCCCCCCUAAUAUGGACUCGUAUGCAGAGUGCACUGAAACAAGCCCACCCUCGUCCUCAUCGACCGCUGAGAGAGGAAGUGGGCGUGGUGGAAACAUUGCAGGCAACCACAGUAACAAUGCUGUCCCUCAAGACAACCGGAGAGGAUUGUUGCCAGGUGGGAAGGGUCCCGCUUACCCCCCAGGUGUGGCUGCAUGGGCGGCCAAUACCCACUAUCUAAAUCCUGGAAGCGGAUCAGCGGGAACCAAUCAUGUCGCCUCCUCUCCUUCUUCAUCAUCAUCCUCCAACUCCACUUCCACCUCGACCAACGGACAGCCGCCACAUCUCAAAUGGCUGCCAGCCAUGGAGGAAAUCCCAGAGAAUUAUGAGGAAGAUGACUUUGAUGGCGUCUUCCAUCAGGGCGGAAAGCGCAGUGAGAGCCGACAUGAGAGCCGACAUGAGAGCCGACAUGAGAGCCGACAUGAGAGCCGACAUGAGGCCGGCAUGGACGCUAGCGAGCUGGUCCAUGAGAUCAACAAGCUGCUGAAGGACGUCAGACAGAACUAGAGGCAUCGCAUCGUUUCACGUCUCACCUCAUUCUGGCAAACGCUUGUUCUUUGUGUCAACAUAUAUAAACUUUAUGAUGACUGUUUCCUUGUUCACUAUAAUGCUUGUCUUGUUUAUUUGACCAAAUAUACUCUUAAGAGCUCAGUGCUGAGAGACUCGCAGAGAAAAGUAAAACACAGCACUGAAGUUGUGAUCGAGGCGACUCAAAGAACAGACUGCUCAGUUGUUAUUACGGUCUCACCGAAAGUUGCUUGAUUGACUGAUUUCAAAGGAGAUCCACCAACAAUACUGUACCCUCUCUUCAUUUGUAAUGUUUACUGCAGCGUGAACAGACUCAACAGGGAGGAACCAACAGUUGUGAUCUAAUUUCUGCUUCUACAGUGUACAAUAUUGUACAGUGUCUGUGGAAAAAGACAAACUCACUUGGAUAUCGUGCUACGUCUCCUGUUUUGUUAUUAUGGAAUGUAACUGUACAACUUGACCUUUGCAUUUUAAAAAUACACUCUUUUUUACUUCUAUAUAUUUAUAUGUGUCCAUGUAUGUUUGUACAGAAAAAGAAAUGUCUAUUUUUUAUAUUUGUCACUGCAUGUCUUAAUAUCACUUAAUGUGUCUCUUCUCCUCUGCCCUGUUUAUUUUAUAAAACAAUUGUAUUUAAUUUUGGUAUUGAAUGUGUGUGUGUGUGUGUGUGUGUGUGUGUAUUGAAAAUAAUCGCAUUCCAAUGCAGUUCCAUGUUGGAAUUUGGUUUUGUACGGUAAAAUUGUGACCAUUGGAUGAUAAAUAAAGUGGAAGAAUUCAUAACCACGUCUGAGAAGUCUCAUUACUUCACACUUCUUUUUCAUUUCUCAUACGUUUUACUCAGAGUGCGUCCAUCUGCCCCCCUGU